GCAGGCAAGCGGCGAUACAACAUCAAGCUCUGGAAGACGUUCACCGACUGCUUCAACUGUUUGCCCAUUGCUGCUAUCGUGGACGAGAAGAUCUUCUGCUGCCAUGGAGGGCUGUCUCCCGACCUGCAGUCGAUGGAGCAGAUCCGGCGGAUCAUGCGCCCCACGGAUGUCCCGGAUCAGGGCCUCCUCUGUGACCUGCUCUGGUCUGACCCUGACAAGGACGUGCAGGGCUGGGGUGAGAACGACCGUGGUGUCUCCUUCACCUUCGGGGCCGAGGUGGUGGCAAAGUUCCUGCACAAGCACGACCUGGACCUCAUCUGCCGGGCGCACCAGGUAGUGGAGGACGGUUACGAGUUCUUCGCCAAGCGCCAGCUCGUCACCCUCUUCUCAGCACCCAACUACUGCGGGGAGUUCGACAACGCGGGGGCCAUGAUGAGCGUGGAUGAGACCCUCAUGUGCUCAUUUCAGAUUCUGAAGCCAGCUGACAAGAACAAGGGCAAAUACGGGCAGUUC
Nestor notabilis (Kea) is the source of this 513-nucleotide messenger RNA. RefSeq names its product serine/threonine-protein phosphatase PP1-alpha catalytic subunit. The record is from RefSeq and is a predicted model, not a curated record. Gene Ontology annotation, cellular component: cytoplasm; nucleus. Lineage: Eukaryota; Metazoa; Chordata; Aves; Psittaciformes; Psittacidae. The transcript is spliced from 4 exons. The annotation marks the transcript as partial. Gene Ontology annotation, molecular function: protein serine/threonine phosphatase activity.